Messenger RNA from Zalophus californianus (California sea lion), 2850 nucleotides. RefSeq names its product methyltransferase like 23 (gene METTL23). Gene Ontology annotation, cellular component: nucleus; cytoplasm. The coding region runs from base 445 to 1017 and encodes 190 amino acids. The record is from RefSeq and is a predicted model, not a curated record. Lineage: Eukaryota; Metazoa; Chordata; Mammalia; Carnivora; Otariidae. The transcript is spliced from 5 exons.
GGUGUGCGCGUCACUUCCGGGCGUGGGCCGCUUUAUGCGCGGCCCGUUUCCGGCGUGCGAGUUCCCGAGGCCACUUGUCUUCCGUGUCUCUUUUGCCUGGUCUCCGGUGUCUUCUCCCUGCGCGGCCACAUCGUCGCCGGAAGGGUGCUUUCCCCGCCCUUGCAGUCAAGUUGCAGCGACCCGGCAGGGCCGCCAAGGGCCACGUGGCGCCGGUGAGGCGGCUCCAGCCGGCCAGGGGUUUCCCGCGCGCGCAGCCUGGCAGCCCGGCGCUCCUCGCUAUUCCCGGCCCGUUUGGGGGCCCCGGAUUUCCCCCUAGGCAAGCGUGGCCCCCGACGGCAUGAGGUCCGGGUCCAGCGCUUUCGGUUCUCGGAGGAGCCUGGCCUGGGGGCCGAGGGGGCCGUACUGGAGGUCAGCGUCCCGCAGGUGCUGCAUCUCCAGUAUGGGAUGUAUGUUUGGCCCUGUGCGGUGGUCCUGGCUCAGUACCUGUGGUCUCACAGAAGAUCCCUGCCAGGCAAGGCUGUCUUAGAGAUUGGAGCUGGAGUGAGCCUUCCAGGAAUUAUGGCUGCAAAAUGCGGUGCUGAAGUGAUCUUGUCGGACAGUUCAGAGCUGCCUUACUGUCUAGAAAUCUGCCGGAAAAGCUGUGAAAUGAAUAACCUGCCCCAGGUGCGUGUCAUAGGACUGACAUGGGGCCAUGUAUCUCAGGAUCUUCUGGCUCUACCACCACAAGAUAUUAUUCUUGCAUCUGAUGUGUUCUUUGAACCAGAAGAUUUUGAAGACAUUUUAACUACAGUCUACUUUUUGAUGCAAAAAAACCCCAAAGUCCAGUUGUGGUCCACUUACCAGGUAAGAAGUGCUGACUGGUCACUUGAAGCUUUGCUCUACAAGUGGGAUAUGAAAUGUGUCCACAUUCCUCUGGAGUCUUUUGAUGCAGACAAAGAAGAUAUAGCAGAAUCUACCCUCCCAGGAAGACAUACUGUUGAAAUGCUGGUCAUCUCCUUUGCAAAGGACAGUCUCUGAAUUACACCUACAUACAGGCUCUUCUGGGACAAUGUCAAUACUAAUUAGCAACCUGGCAUGCCAACUAAGACUCAGACCACUUCAGCUUCUUGGGAGUACAAGCACUGAAUAUGGUCUCAUCUGUUGGCCUUAAAGAUGGUGGUGGGUCACCUCAACACUCAUGGGUUACAAAGCCAUGAAAAAAAUUUUUACACCUGUAAAAAAGGGAUUUGGAUUGUUCUUUAGAAAAAAAAAAAAAAACACAGCAUAAAUUAAGCUGAGAGACGGGGGUACCCACAACCUCAAGAAAGUGCUACCUUAGAGCAUUGAUUUUAGGGGUUAUGGGUGCUGAAAUGGCAUUUCCAAUUUUUAACUUAGGAAAAGUCAACUACUACACAUUUCACUUUCAUACUGUACAGUCAGUAACAAUUCACAAGGUAAUUGCACAGGUCUUUCAAAUAAAGGGGGGAAAAAAGACCAAGACAUAUUCUGAGAAAAGCUAACACCAAGAAAACGUUUUAAUUAAACUACAGAAACAAUGGUUAUAGUACAGAAUUUUCAUGAGCAAAAAGAUACACCAUGUUAUAAGUACUUACAAAGUUACAAACCAUUUUGCUUCCUUAACAUUUUCCAUAUUUUAAGUUCAUACAUGAAGAUGAUCAGAUAUACCAUUUUGGGGAAAGGGGGGGGAAAAAAGGUGUAUUUAUCAUCAGCUAGAUGUGCUCACUGUAUGCUCCGUUAUUUAUAUGCAAGGCCCGGGUGACUGGAAGUGCAGUUGUCAGGCAUUUUAAUAAACUGGACAGCCAUUUGUUUCUGCACGACAAGGCAUCUUUACACAGGAGCAAUCAGGAGAAAACAGGAAACAGCCAAGCACUCUGCACUGCAACACGCCACCUUAACAGCUAACCAGCAUUACUCAACUGCUACACAACUGCGCCUAGUGCACAAAAAUACACAAGAGAAGAGAUUAGAAUUGUGUUUGGUAAACAAUCCUUUUCAAAAAAUCAAGUCUUUUCACCUGAAAAGUCUUUAUACAAAUUUGGGUUCAGAUUACCACUUAGAUCUGAAGGUAAAUAACAUAUACAAACAAAUUUACACCAACUUUUGUAGGUUUUUAAUUUUAAGGAAUGAAGGCAAUGUUGAGUCAAUCUCUUGACAGCUUUAGGCUGUGUGUAAUGGCUGCACACGUUUCCUUAAAAGUCAGGAGGCCACAAAUUAGGUUACCAAUCUGUUUAAUUUCAAACAAAAAAAGUCAGCACUAUAUAAACAAAAAGGAAAAUUUACCUCAAAUAUCCAAGCCAAUAAUGAAAUCUGAAGUCGUUCACCUCACUAAAUUACAAGAAAUUUGAAUAACAGCAACAAAAUGGCACAUAGAAUGAAGUUUGCCACCUGAGGCAAAGCUUAAAACAAGUAAAAAGUUAGACAAAUGUUACAAAAUAACCUUUUCAAUAGCCAGUUGCUUGUUCCAAGGUCUCUUCGAUGGACUGAGUGUGUGGUCCUUUUCCCCCAAGUCUUCUGUUAUGUUGCUUGUUGACCCAUCUAGGUUUGAAAAGAAAAAAGUUCAGUUUAUCUUCCAUUACAAUGAAGUUAACCGAAAGUGCACAUGGUUUCAGUUUCAGGCAUGUACUUACUAAGGCUCUGGUGAAACAAGUAGGUUACGGAAAGGUUCCACCCAGCCAUUAAUUAUAAAGGCCCAAUUAGGAAAUUUUCACAAAGGCUACCAUCCGCUUUUACAAAUUUGUGUUUAUGCAAUCUUGGCCUAAUAACCAAGGUGAAAAAUGAUAUAAGGGAGGGAAAAGGGGGGAAAAAAAGAAAAAAAAAAAAGGACGGUAUCCAAACAAAAACAACUUGAAA